GCGCAUGUGUGGACAGUGAUCUGUGCUGCGGUGGAAGAGGGCUGGAGACACACAACUAGAGAGAUGGCGCGGCACCCGACCGGAGCGCAAGGACAGCUGGUUGGCGGUGGGGGGGCUUGAAUUAUAAAGAGAAUCAGAAAAAUAAAUAAAAAAUAAACAAAAAAUAUCAGAAAAAACCGGGGAUUCGGAUAAGACGUUUCCAUUCUGCAAAACAGCAUCAGAGAUAGGAGAGUAAUCAAAUAGGUGAAUAUAAGGACAGAGAAGAGGCAAUAGCAAAGGAGGCUGCUGCAAGAAGAAAAAAAACAACAAAAGAAAAUUGAACUUUACUGGACGUGAGGACUUCUGGACAUCAGCUAACUCCGGUAGGUCAGAUAGAUGGUUGGUCCACAGCGCUGCCCGGAUCAUGAACGCACAGCUGUCGAUGGAGAAUAUUGGCGACCUGCACGGAGUGAGCCAUGAGUCUGUGGCCGGUCACGGAGAGCUGCUGAGUGGCCACAGUCCGCAUUCCCGUCCGAGCCCCAGGGGUCUCAGCCACCGCGCUAUGGGCAUGGCGACCCUGCUGGACAGCGGAGACUAUCACCCCAGCCACCCCGGACACCUGCAUCCCGCCAUCAGCAUGUGUGAAGCCCCCCCUGGCAUGAGUGCGAGCAGCACUUACACCACCCUAACCCCUCUGCAGCCCUUACCCCCCAUCUCCACCGUGUCCGACAAGUUUCCUCCCCAUCAUCACCACCACCACCACCAUCCCCAUCAUCCUCACCCGCAUCCCCACCAGAGGAUCCCCGGAAACGUCAGCGGCAGCUUCACAUUGAUGCGAGAGGACCGGAGUCUGGCGCCUAUGAACAGUCUGUAUCCCGCAUAUCAUCACAAGGAUCCCUGCAUGGGCCAGAGCCUGUCCCCGUUGUCUGGUUCCGGUCUGGCCAGCAUACAUACGUCCCAGGCCGGCAUCCCUCCCUAUGCUCACCCCGGUGCCGCCAUGCCUGGUGAGAAGAUGCUCACCCCCAGCGGGUUUGAGGCUCACCACCCGGCCAUGCUGGGCAGACACACGGAGCAGCACAUGAGCUCCUCAGCGGGCAUGGUACAAAUCAACGGCCUCCACCACCACCCGCACGCCCACCUUGGCGCGCAGGGGCACGGCCAGGGUCUGGGGAACGGCCGGGAGCAGGCCUCCGGGCCCGGGCAGCAAGGGGGCGGCGGUGGAGGGGGUGGUGUUUCUGGUGGACAGAUGGAGGAGGUGAAUACCAAAGAGGUGGCGCAGAGGAUCACCACGGAGCUAAAGCGCUAUAGCAUCCCUCAGGCCAUCUUUGCCCAGCGGGUCCUGUGCAGGUCCCAGGGGACCCUGUCCGACCUGCUGAGAAACCCCAAACCCUGGUCCAAGCUCAAGUCCGGAAGAGAGACCUUCCGCCGCAUGUGGAAGUGGCUGCAGGAGCCUGAGUUCCAACGCAUGAGUGCGCUCAGGCUCGCAGGUGAGCGAAGCCUCGCGUGUAAGCGCAAGGAACAGGACCACGGCAGAAGCGAGCGAGGGAACGUGACCAAGAAGCCCCGGCUGGUGUUCACAGAUGUGCAGCGGCGGACGCUCCACGCCAUCUUCAAGGAGAACAAGCGUCCAUCCAAAGAGUUGCAGCUCACCAUCGCCCAACAGCUGGGCCUGGAGCUGGCCACAGUCAGCAACUUCUUUAUGAACGCACGCCGCCGGAGCCUAGAUAAGUGGGUGGACGACGGCUCCGGUCACUCAGCCAACUCUGGCCCUAACGCCUGCACCAAAGCCUGAAGAUGGACUGAUAUGACCAACUCAUGGACUGACUCAACCUCGGUGGAAAAGCUUUAAAACUUAAGAGAAACAAAGAGAAACUUAAAAAGACCUUGAAGCAACGUUUUGCCCUUAAACCUGUACUAUAUUGAUAUUUAUAGUAUCCAAAGAUGAAAAAACAAACCAAAGACUUCUUGUUUGACCUGCUUUGAAAUGUUUGUUUCAGCAACACAUUUAUGUGUAACAUACUGCAAAAAGACUAUAAUUUUACCCCCCUUCACACACACAAUGUCACUGGUCUCUAGCUUUACUAUACCCUCCUCACCUCCCCACCCAGUAUCAAUCUGUCAUUCACCAUCCUUAUCUUUAAUCUGAUUGGUUGGUUUUAAUGAUGGGUCCCUAAAUGGAGGUUUAAUCAGCCUGUUGGCAGUCUGAUCUGCAGCUGUCCACACCUUUGAAAAACAGCCAGAAUGUGGAGCUCCGAUGGGAUUGGCCAAUCAACUUUUAAAGAAAAAAUAAUCCUACAGGAGCGACUGGAUUGUUGUGCAACCUCGUUUGGAUCGGUGGUGGUGGACUGUCUGUCCGUCUGUCUGUCUGUCUGUCUGUCCAGCUGUCUGUCUUUCUAUCAAGUAUUCCAGACAGACAGGGGAAUGUCCAUUCGUAGACUGCUAACCCAGAAACCAAAAUCCCAAACCCUAAACCAAACCAAGACCCCCUAACCUCAACCCAGAUGGUAGUGCUUUCUUCCAACAUGCUGAAGCAUUGAAUAAUUUAAAGAUGAGAAACCAAAGCCUUCUACACACCGAAGCCUCUCAUGCAGCUUAGAAACAAAACCACUUAACAUGCCAUGAAGUAAUUUGACCAAAGAGUAUAUUUUGUAGUUGAUAAUCUUGAGAGUAUUUUUACCUCAUUUCCUCCCUUACCUCCUACGACAGACUGUUAGUUAGGCGCCACAAAGAAGAGAAUGUUACUGCUCAUGGUCCAUCCAACAUUUUGAGUCAUACUUAAAUUUAUGUUCCCUAUAAAUGGACAUAAUAUAUAACAUAACCCUGAAAAUUACCCUGUUGACAUUUGCCUUAUAGAUGCCUUUUUGAAUCAAACGAAAGAUUCCAGCUUUAUCUUCACAAUCAGUCUCUGUGAAUGUUACUGUAAAUGCUGUUUGUGAAGAUUAAUCAUUACAGACACAACCUUUCCUGGAAGUGUUUCUACAGGUUUAGCUCUUAGUUUAUACGUGGAAAUGCCAGCAGCUGGCAAACCCAAGAAAAAUCCAUCCUGUAGUACGUUUUCUCUGCAAAGGUGAAAACACAAACUGCUGGCUCUGUGUGUGGACUUGACACUGUGAGGUAGACAGAUGGCCUCUGAUGGGUUUGUUGUUUCUUUUUUUUUUUUGAGGACAAACUGUGUCACCACUCUUAAUAAGAAGCAUUCAGCAACUCUCCCCCGUCAUCCCCCGUGCACUUCAUACGUAUUUGAUUUUAUCUCCUCAUCAGAGAUGUUGGGUGGAGGGGAUGAUAUCAAUGAUCAAAUCAAUUUCAGGCGCUUACACAGCAAUGUCAGCUCGUCACCUGAAUACGAAAGCACCCCAUCCCUGCCUGUUUCCAAUCCCUGGACCCCCCACCCCCCUCUCCUGCGUCCGCUCUCCUGGUAAGCUAUGCAUUUCAGCACUAGGAGGAAAGCACUACACAGGGCUGGCCCAGGGCAGCGUAGCAUUAGAUAUAUUAAGCUGGCCCCUUGCCAUCAUCCUCCUCAUGGCCAGGGUUAGCAGCUCUACAUUCAUCAGAUCAAGCGCUGAAGGAGAGGCGAGAGAGAGAGCCGCUUCUUCAUCUCCGAGAGAAAAACCAAAAAAAAAAUGACAAGAAACAAAAAAAAAAAAACGUGUCAAGACCUGAUGAUGUUUUAUAGUGUGAACCAAAGAUGCUACCUCACUCAAGAUCCAUACGUGAUUUCUAUCACUUUGAUGAUACCAAAGAUAACCAAAGAUUUUUUCUCAUUGCACGGCCUCUAUGAGUGGUGUUAAAGGAUGUUGUAUGCCCCCCCCCACCCCCACCCUACCCUACCCCACCCCUACCCACCCACCCCCCCCACCCCUCCCCUUCCCACCUGCACUCAACCCAUGCACCCCUGCUAUGCGUGCUCUUGCUUCAUCUGUGCUCUGAUUACAGCUUCAUAGAUAGUCAUGCUGAUGUAGCUAUAGGCAGAUAUGCUGAUCUAGCCAUAGAUACACACAACAACAGGCUAGGCUGGUGCCUGCGGGGUACAGCCAACAUGCAAGCAAUGCAAUCAGUCUCUGUGUUGCUUGUUAACCAGAGAAAAGCAUUCACGUCUACCACUUUGUUGGCAGCAAAGACAGUUAAAAUAUAAAAGCUGACAUUGUGGCAAACCAAUAAAUAUAUCAAAUUGGAGUUUAAGUUCAGUUCAUGAAUAAUUUCAAAAUACUCUGUGAAUUUGAUGGAGUACCCCGCUGGAGUGCCAUUUUUCUUUUGGAGCUUAAUUCCCACUUGGCCUCUGCCUCUGAGUGUGUAUCUAUAGGUUGAUACUAUUGAUCCAACAAAUAGCUCAGACAUCUUCACAUGACAGUAGGCAGACAAGCUGAUAUAGCCAUGGGCAGAAUUGUUGACUCAACUAUAGGCAGACAUGUUCCUGAAAGUAGAAGCAGACAUGUUGCAAUCUUUCUAAAACUCCCAGGACGAGUGCCUUGCUUGAACCAAAGUGUUAAACCGCUGUUGACCUCUCACCUUUGACUCUGUGAAUACCUCAGCCUGUAGAAGGGCCACUACUGAAGAAACAAGGAAAAGGUUUUCUUUCUUUCUUUCUUUUUUUUUUUUUUUUUUUAAAUCACACCGUGGUGCUUUCGCCAGCGCAACCAUGCAAUGAAAACAUACCAAAGGAAUUUCUGUUGUCCACUUCUACAGAUUAAACCAAAGGUCUUUGUUUCUCCUCUCCCCUGCCCCUCUUUUACCCCUCCGCCCCUCCUUCCCCCAACCUUCCUUGUCUCUCUGCUGUGUGUAGGAAGGUCCAGCACUCUGGCCGUGCAUGUCUUUACCAAUGUCUCUGAAUACCUCAUAGUAAUAAUUCCUUUGAGUUCUGCAUUGAGACGUCUAUCUGUGAGUAAGGCAGAACUCCACUCGUGUGGUAAUUGUUAUUGUUACUUCAAAAAGCUGUAUGAUUAUCUAUUUUGAAGUUUGUUUUUUCUUUUCUUUUUUUCUUGGCAGAAGUGCUCUGUUUCAAGUCACGGACGACAAGUUUCAGGGUUGAUGUAUGAAACUUAAGGGAUGGAGGGAGAAGCGUAUUUUUUAUCAGACAUUGGGUUAUGCCAAUAUUAUGAUGGUAGACUAUUGCUUUUACAGGGUAAAACCAACUGCUGUGAUAUUGUGUUCAUAUUUUCCCUUUUCUCUACUUCUGUGUUGUGAUUUUAAUUUAAUUGCAUUUUUGUAUUGGUUAACCACUGCUUUAAUUUAUGCAUUUGUAGAAAUUCUAGAUUUGUAUAUAGUAGGUUUUUGGAAAAAAAAAAACAAACAAAAAGGACAGUUUUAUGUUACAGCCUUAUUUCCCACGCUUAGAUAUAACAAAGGAGUAGUUUGUAUUCUUCUUCAGCUAAAUCCUAGCCGGCAUUUCAAUGUGUGUUUUAAACACUGCCAGAAACCCAGACAGUUGAUUUGCCAAUGCAGACAAAGUUAUACAGGAGCUACUUUGUUGAACAGCUGGCAAAAAGCAGUGUGAACGUGUGUGCGUGUGUGUGUGUGUGUGUGUGUGUGUGUGUGUGUUUGUGUGUGUGUGUGUGCGUGUUUUUUCUAUUCUUUUGACUUUUUAAAAACUGUUAUUUUAUGGGUAUUACUGCACAUCCAAAGAUUUUUAAAACAAACCAAAAAUUGGAAAAAAAUAUGUAUAAUGUUGAAAAGCACUGGCAUUUGUGAGGUAGACUUGUUGAGUUUUGAUUUGCCAUUCGCACGGGUAUAGAAUGUAGAAGGCGUAGGGCUAUGUAGACAAGCUUACUCUACCAUGUGGGGAAUCUCCUGUUCAAUGUACAAUCUGAAGCAUCUGAAAUGAGGGCUGCAAGUCCCGCUCACUUUGCUGUCUCAUACACAGAGUGAGGUGGAGUGUAGGCUGGGCAGCCGGUCUGCCAGGGGCUGUGCCACGGAGCUGGGUCUGUUUUUAUUGCUGUGGCACUGCCGCCUCGCUCCAUCUAGUAUCUGUUCUUUUGGUACGUACUCGUGUAAUGACUAUGAGCAAAGUCUAAUAAAACUGCAAAGAACCUUACAAAGGAAUCAGUGUGUGAGUGUGUAUGGGGACGAUCACCUGAAUUGCUCAUCUCUUUUUCUAUCUGUGGAUGUGUGUGUGUGUGUGUGUGUGUGCGUGUGUGCAUGCGUGCGUGCUUGCGUGCGUCCAACUCAAAUGUAAAGUAAAGUACUGCUGAGGCUUGCAGGUAGGCAAGUCUGUGUGUGUGCUCAUCUGCAUGUAUUUCUUUACUGUGUGUUUGUCUAUCGUUAAAUCUGUUUCUACUGUAUACAUGUGUGGGGCUGAUUGGUGCAUAUCGCAACAGCACAACUGACUCCCUCUGGUUGACAGAGGCUUUAUUGUGGGUGCUGUUUCCUCUCUGUCAUGCUCAGACAGCACACAGUCUCCGGGGACUGAAGGUUAUCAGCUAAAUGUCCAGAUUACAUCAGCAUGUUAUGCAGUCACUGUGACACAGAAUGGAGAAAGUGAAUGUUUUUCAGCAAAGUAUAGGUGCUUACAUUAUACCUAUACAGGCCUGUAUUAGAGGAGUGGAUGAUGCUGUGUGGACCUAUGUUUUUUAUUUUCUGUUAUUUAUUUUGUCCAUAAGGAGUUCCCAUAUGAUGGGUAGCUUAGCUACAAGUCUCAUAACAAUACUGCGGCGCCUAAGACAAUCAUCUGGAUCUCUUAAGCUGGGGAACUAGUUUCUCACCCACAGAGGGGUGUCCUCCAGCUAUUCAUAUACAAAGAUGCUUGAAGGGUUUUGAUAAACAAGCAUAUUUGUUGUCAUAGACAUUUAGGAAUAGAAUACAGUAGUAGUUCAUCUUGCACUUGCAUUUCACAAUGAAAUCUCAUUGCUCUCGUCAGCCUUGUGCUCUUGUCAACCUUGACCUUUUUCUUUUGACCUCCUUCACAACUCACAAUGCUUCUUCAGUUUUCAGUAUGACUGUGUGUGUGUGUGUUUGUGUGUGCACGAGUGCAAGGGUGUGUGUGAAUGCCAGAGAGGCAAUACUGCCGGUGUUACUCUCAGAUGUAUAACUCCAUGUCUCAUGACUUGAUUUGUCAUUGCUGUUUCCCAAGCUUUGCUACUGCUUUCUCAGUGCCGUGCAAUAUCAUCUGUUGUGAUUGCUAAGCAAAUGAAAAAAAGAAAGAAAAUUGAGAAGCAAGUGAUGAUGUCAUCCAGCUUUUUUCAGUGUUCAGAUGUUUCAACAUUUCUGUAGUCACAAAAAGUAGAAAAUAAACUGUUGGUAUUUCCCGCUUCUGAA
Seriola aureovittata is the source of this 7227-nucleotide messenger RNA. RefSeq names its product one cut homeobox 1 (gene onecut1). Gene Ontology annotation, biological process: regulation of transcription by RNA polymerase II. Gene Ontology annotation, cellular component: nucleus. The record is from RefSeq and is a predicted model, not a curated record. Bases 404 to 1771 code for a protein of 455 amino acids. NCBI's taxonomy places the organism in Eukaryota, Metazoa, Chordata, Actinopteri, Carangiformes, Carangidae. The transcript has 2 exons. Gene Ontology annotation, molecular function: DNA-binding transcription factor activity, RNA polymerase II-specific; RNA polymerase II cis-regulatory region sequence-specific DNA binding.